Messenger RNA from Chinchilla lanigera (long-tailed chinchilla), 1701 nucleotides. It is a transcript of the gene Abhd12b, whose product is annotated as abhydrolase domain containing 12B. Lineage: Eukaryota; Metazoa; Chordata; Mammalia; Rodentia; Chinchillidae. The record is from RefSeq and is a predicted model, not a curated record. Gene Ontology annotation, cellular component: endoplasmic reticulum membrane. Gene Ontology annotation, molecular function: phosphatidylcholine lysophospholipase A1 activity; monoacylglycerol lipase activity. Bases 245 to 1183 code for a protein of 312 amino acids. Gene Ontology annotation, biological process: monoacylglycerol catabolic process; phosphatidylserine catabolic process. The transcript has 13 exons.
UUCCCGCUGCCAGCAUGGGGCUAUUUUCAAGCAUUAUCAAAAAAUCAUCUUCAUUUCUUCCUGGCUGAUCUUGCUGAAGGUAAUUCCCCGCGUGUGAUGGAUUUGAAGAGCCAGCCGUCCCCCUUAGCUUGCACAUUUUUUUCUAUUUCUUACAAAACUGCGGGAAACCCAUCUGAGAUUCAUCACCCUCUCCCUUGUAUGGUUCCCAAACUCCUGUUUGGCUCUUGGAAGAAAAAUUGCAGCUAUGUAUAACAGCUUUACUAGUAAAUCAUUAAAAGAACACAUUUGCCCUCCUCUGAUGGAAAUGCUAGUUUAUUUUAAUUGCUGCAAAUCCCCAUUUCUUGUGGAUUUAAAGAAACCGGAGGUAAAGGUCCCGCACACGGUGAACUUCUACAUCAAGCCUGAACCUGGGGUGGUCCUAGGAGUCUGGCACAUGGUCCCCAGCUGCCGGGCAGAAGAAGCCAAAGGGAAGGACCGUUGCUGGUAUGAGGCGGCCCUUCAGGACGGAAACCCAAUUAUUGUGUAUCUUCAUGGCACUACAGGACACAGGGGCACUUGUCGCAGGUGUGAGCGGAUAAAGGUGCUGAGUGACGGUGGCUUUCAUGUCCUGUCUGUUGAUUACAGAGGGUACGGGGACUCUACGGGGACACCCACUGAGCAGGGGCUGGCGGCGGAUGCUAUUUGUGUCUAUGAGUGGACCAAAGCAAGAAGCGGCCGCACCCCUGUGUGUCUGUGGGGCCACUCUCUGGGCACAGGAGUCGCCACAGAUGCUGCCAGAAUCCUGGAAGAGAGAGGAUGUCCAGUUGAUGCCAUUAUGUUGGAAGGUGCAUUUUCCAACAUCUGGGUUGCGAGUAUCAACUAUCCCUUGUUACGGAUUUGCCGGAAGUUUCCAAGAUGUGUACGUACGCUUAUAGAUUCCCUAAAAGAAGACAGAAUGGUCUUCGCUAAUGAUGAAAAUGUUAAAUUCCUGUCUUCGCCCCUCCUCAUUGUACACGGAGAGGAUGACAGAACAGUGCCUGUGGAAGAUGCAAAAAAGCUCUAUGAAAUUGCAUAUGCUGCCUACAGGCAUAAAGAGAGGGUCAAGAUGGUUAUCUUUCCUCCUGGCUUUCAACACAACUAUCUUUAUGAAAGCCCCAUGUUUGUACCAGUCUUGAGAGAUUUCCUGAGCAAGCAGUGGGCAUGAGGUCUGAGAGCAGCAGCAAAAGUCUUCAGAUGAAGAUCUGUGAGGUACUUUCUUGAUGCAACACUGAACAAGGCUGCUUAGAGGAGCAAAAGGCCUGCAUGCUUCUUCCACAAGCCACGGGUCAUUUUAAGAAGGAAUGCGUGGAUGCUGGGUGGUGUGGAAUGUGGAGAAUCAGAACUUGGUAAAUUUUGGAUACUAUCUAAAAUAUAUGGUCAACAAACAUUCUGGGAAUGAGUUGGUUGCUAUGGCUUCGUGUCUGUGUCUGCCCCCAAAUUCCUAUGCUGAGACUACUCACCAAUGUGAUAGUUUUGGGGGGGGGGGUCCCGAGGGCUGGACUCUCAUGAACAGGAUUAGUGAAAUAAGCCCAGAGUACCUCUCCCCUGGGGAGGACACAGUGAGAAGGCCCCAUCCGUUAACCAGCCCUGUUUCUCACUGGUCACUGAAUCUGCCAGGUCCCUGAUCUUGGACUUUUUAUCUCCAGAACUGUGGGAAAUAAAAUUUUUUUUUGUUUAUAAGUU